Molecule: messenger RNA, 738 nt
Organism: Spinacia oleracea (spinach)
Lineage: Eukaryota; Viridiplantae; Streptophyta; Magnoliopsida; Caryophyllales; Amaranthaceae
Product: protein FAR-RED ELONGATED HYPOCOTYL 3-like
Exons: 2
Coding region: 1-738 (245 amino acids)
Biological process (GO): regulation of DNA-templated transcription
Molecular function (GO): zinc ion binding
Source: RefSeq, a predicted model, not a curated record
AUGGAGAGGUACCAGGUAGAUGAUGAUUGGCUUGAAGGUACAUUCUCCCUCUUUGUUGUCUAUAUUUUUUUUGGAGAUGAAAUGGGGUUGUAUGCGGAAAGGAAUACGUGGGUUCCUACCUAUGUGAAGCAUUUAUUUUGGGCUGGCAUGAAGACGACCCAACGAGUUGAAAGUAUAAACAAGUUUUUUGACUGCUAUGUACACAAGCAUACUCAUUUGUAUGAGUUUGUUGAGGCUUACUAUGAAGCAAUGGGGUCAAGGGAAAAUGAAGAAAGUAUGGCAGAUACCAGUACUGCGAGAAAUUUGAGGAAAAUUAUCACCUGUUUCCCAGUAGAGGAACUUUUCCAGAAAAUAUACACGGACACCAAAUUUCAUGAGGUCCAAAGAGAGUGUAGUAGGGUACUGUAUGUGCGGUGUUUGAAUAAGAAAAUAAUGGAUGAGUGUGCUGAAGAGUACGAGCUUAAGGAUAGGGUUUGGAUAAAACCUAAACACUCAAGGAAGGAGAUUGUUACGAAGCAUAAGACGAAGUUUGUUGCAACGUAUAAUUAUGUUGCCAAGGAAACUUCUUGUGACUGUAAGCACUUUGAAUGUCAUGGUAUAAUGUGUAGGCAUAUGAUAUUGGUUUAUGACUUGAAUAACCAGACUGGAGUUCCUGGCAAGUACAUACUUCAUCGUUGGUGGAAAGAUGUUGAAAGGAAGCAUACGAAGGUCAAGGUAAUGUACACCACGACCCAUUGA